Molecule: messenger RNA, 1590 nt
Organism: Ectocarpus sp. CCAP 1310/34
Lineage: Eukaryota; Phaeophyceae; Ectocarpales; Ectocarpaceae
Source: the annotation of a GenBank genome assembly
AUGAGGUUUGGCUUUCUCCUGAAGACGAAAGAUGGGGUGGCGGAGUCGCUCCAAGAGCUUAUCCAGAACGAAGCGGAUCCUUUGGGGACCUGCAUCGGCAAGGUGCACUGCGAUGGCGGAGCAGAGUUCAAGGGCAGAUUCCAAGCGCUGUGCCAUCUGUGGGGCGAAGCAUUCCAUACAGCUGUCUACCUCAAGAAUCGCACACCUACGGAGGUUCUGGGCGGAAAGUCCCCACUUGAGGUAUGGCAGGGGAAACCGCUCGGUGACAUGUCGCACAUCCUCGAAUGGGGCUCGAUAGCCUAUAAGCAUGAGGAAGCGCGAUUCCGGAACACCAAGCUGUCAGCUAGGGCCAAGAAGAUGUAUCAUGUGGGGUACAACACUAAAAAUAGGACAUACAGGCUGUGGGAACCGGCGGAGCCCCUCAAGAUCACAAACUCCGCUGAGGUGUCCUUUCGUGAGAAAGAGACUCGCGACGUGGUCAAACGUAAGGAAGGGUACGACUCGUUCUCAGCGAUGACUCCCACCACCAUCUAUCUGCCGGACACGGUGGACACUAGCGAAGAAGAAAACAAAAAAGAAGAAGGAGAAGAAGUAGCAGAAGAAGUAACGCCAACGCCAUCGGGACCCCAAAUGGAAGAUUCGAACUCUCUUCGGUGUUCGUGGGUCUACGGACAUGGUGGAUACAUUACCCGUAGCAUGCACGGUGGCUGCUUCCGGUGCGGAGAGAAGGGUGACCAGUCGGCCGCCUGUACCAAGCCCGAGCCCCUGCGAUGCGAGAAAUGCCUGGGCUACGGACACGACAAGAGCAAGUGCUCGUCCGAGCAGGCGGUGCUCGCGGUGGAGCUGCCGGUCUUGGACGCCACCGCACUGGACGUGGAAGAGGAGGCGCUAGUGGUCCGUGACUUCACAGGCGAGUGGAACAGAGUCGUUGAUCGAGGGGGUGUAGAGCAGGCCAGGCAGGAAAGGUUUGUGGCCGAUACCGGCGCAACCAACCACAUGUUCCCGAGCGCUAACGCGUUCGAAAACUACCAUGAGUGCGAUCGACGUUUGAGUGUCGCCGCAGGGAAGCAAGCCUUCGCCAUAGUAGGCUACGGCGACGUGAGGGUGACCAUCGGUUCUCGCGUUGGGACCACAGACCUGCUGUUGAAACGGGUCGCUCAUGUGCCGGAGCUGAUUUACAACCUCGUGUCCCUCACAGCCCUUUUGAAGCAAACCAAGGGCCGCUUAGCCGCAGACGAGCGUGAGUUGGAGGUGUUCGUUGGUGGGGGGGAGUCGGUGUACUUCCCUCUAUGGGGGGACCUGUUCGUUCAGACUGGUCACCGCAUAGACUCGGGUAGGGAACUAGCCUGUGCCAUAAUUGCUCCUGGUAACGCGAAAGCGAACCGCACCCCCGUUGACAUCAACGACUUCCACUGCGCGCACGGCCACUCCCACGAGGUGCUGCUGAAGAACACGGCGAAGCAGCAAGGGGUGACNCGUUCCGGAACCGUUCCGGAGCACCAGCAACGUUCUACAGUAUCUCAGUGCCAGUCCUCGGACCAUUGCGACUUCUUACACUCCACAAACUCUCGGGAUGAUUACCUGAACUAA